This is a messenger RNA of Xiphias gladius (swordfish), 1084 nucleotides long. It is a transcript of the gene pdap1b, whose product is annotated as pdgfa associated protein 1b. NCBI's taxonomy places the organism in Eukaryota, Metazoa, Chordata, Actinopteri, Istiophoriformes, Xiphiidae. The transcript is spliced from 6 exons. The coding region runs from base 129 to 665 and encodes 178 amino acids. The record is from RefSeq and is a predicted model, not a curated record. Gene Ontology annotation, cellular component: cytosol. Gene Ontology annotation, molecular function: RNA binding.
ACCACCUAGAGUCCUCUGCCGUUCAUCGAGUUUAGCCAGCUGUCAGUUUGUGCUGUCGCCUCAACAUUUAUGUUUUCUGUCAGUAGUCGCAUGUUAAGGAGAUUAUAAUAAAGGUUUCGUUUUUCAAAAUGCCCAAAGGAGGUAAGAAAGGUGGCCACAAGGGUCGCGUACGGACGUAUACCAGCCCCGAGGAGAUAGACGCUCAGAUGAAGGCGGAGAAGGAGAGGAAAAAGCAAGAGCAGGAAGAAGAGGAGGCGGAGGGUGCAGCUCAGAAUGAGAUGGCAGAAGACAAGUUACCAGCAUCAGGAUCCGAGGACAGCGAUGAUGAAAAUUCCCAGAGGAGGAGAGCGGGCGUGGAGGGCUUGAUAGAAAUCGAGAACCCCAACAGAGUGGCUCAGAAGUCCAAGAAGGUGACGCAAAUUGAGCUGGAUGAGCCCAAGCAGUUAUCAAGGAGAGAGAGAGAAGAGAUUGAGAAACAGAAAGCAAAGGAGCGCUACAUGAAGAUGCACUUGGCAGGGAAGACAGACCAGGCUAAAGCUGACCUCGCUCGCCUCGCAAUUAUCAGGAAACAGAGAGAGGAGGCAGCAAGAAAGAAAGAAGAAGAGAAAAAAGCAAAAGAAGCAGCAGCAGCACAAAGAGGAAUAAACUCCAUCUCACUAAAGUGAUGCAGAGUAUUUAUCAGAGGCAUUUUCACAUGUUCGUGGACUGGCGCAAUAUAUAUUUGACUAUUUUUAAAGGAAGAGCUAUGAAGAAUAUUUGACAUUACUGUGAGAAAUGACCAUUUGGGAAAUGGUUGAGGAAACACCAGUGGAGAGGGGUUGUGUAUGUUUUGGCAUGGAAUAAUGGUCUCAUUGUUCCUUCAUGGUAGUACAGCUACAAUUGAGAUUACAGCGGUCUUCACAUACACUUGGAAUGAACCCCUUAUAACCUAUGAGCUUGUACAUGAUAUUAAUUAUGGUUAUACUUAUCAUUGUACAAUUCCAACUUUGCUAACUGAGCUUUGCCACUAUGUUUUUUUUGGGAUAUUACAUUGUAUAUAACUGACUCAUGAAAAUAUUUCAGAUUAAUAUGAUGAAACCAGUAA